Chrysemys picta bellii (western painted turtle) is the source of this 1590-nucleotide messenger RNA. The record is from RefSeq and is a predicted model, not a curated record. NCBI's taxonomy places the organism in Eukaryota, Metazoa, Chordata, Testudines, Emydidae.
CCGGGGAGGACCCAGGCGUCCUGGCCCCCGGCGUUACCCCUGCCCGAGCCGGGGAGGACCCAGGCGUCCUGGCCCCCGGCGUUACCCCUGCCCGAGCCGGGGAGGACCCAGGCGUCCGGGCCCCCGGCGUUACCCUGCUCUCCGUCUCCGCAGACCUGGAGUUCACGGUGCGGGUCCUGCUCUACGCGCUGAUCUUCCUGCUCAGUGUCUUCGGGAACUCGCUGAUCAUCGUGGUGCUGGUGCUGAACCGCCGGCUGCGCACGGUCACCAACUCCUUCCUGCUCUCGCUGGCGCUGAGCGACCUGCUGCUGGCGCUGUGCUGCAUGCCCUUCACCCUCGUGCCCAACCUCAUGGGCACCUUCGUCUUCGGCCCCGCCGUCUGCAAGCUCGUGGCCUAUCUCAUGAGCAUCUCCGUCAGCGUCUCCACCUUCAGCCUGGUGGCGAUCGCCAUCGAGCGGUACAGCGCCAUCUGCAACCCGCUGCAGUCCCGCGUGUGGCAAACCCGCUCCCACGCCUACCGGGUCAUCGCCAGCACCUGGCUGCUGUCCCUGCUGCUCAUGCUGCCCUACGUCAUCUACAGCACCACGGUGCCCACCCGGCCCGGCCUCGCCCAGUGCCAGCACCGCUGGCCCAGCCAGCCCUUCAAACAGGCCUGGUGGCCCCCCGCUAUGACCCCUUGCAAGACACGGGCCGACCCCGGCUCUGCUCUCUCCCCAGGUCUCCAGCACGGCGGCACCGAGCCCCUGGCGCCGGGGGUGGAGGAUGACGGCUGCUACGUGCAGCUGGCGAGGCCGGGGGGGGCGCUGGAGCUGAGCCUGCUGGGCCGGGCGGGCGCAGGGCAGCAGGACCGCGCCCGCGUCAACGGCUCGCAGGCCAUGCUGCUGGCCAAGAGGCGGGUGAUCCGCAUGCUGGUUGUCAUCGUGGUGAUGUUCUUCCUCUGCUGGCUGCCCAUCUUCUCCGCCAACACCUGGCGCGCCUUCGCCCCGGCCGCGGCCCAUCGGGUGCUGUCGGGCGCCCCCAUCUCCUUCAUCCACCUGCUGUCCUACACCUCGGCCUGCGCCAACCCGCUCAUCUACUGCUUCAUGAACCGGCGCUUCCGCGCCGCCUUCGCCACCACCUUCGCCCGCUGCCGCCCCCGGCGCCCCCGGCGCCCCCCGCCCGACGACGACAUGCCUACCACCGGCGCCUCCCUCUCCAAGAUCAGCUACACCACCGUCAGCAGCCUGGGGCCCCCCUAGCGCCCCCCGUCAGCCCCUAGCGCCCCCCGUCAGCAGCCUGGGGCCCCCCUAGCGCCCCCAUCAGCCCCUAGCGUCCCCCGUCACCAGCCUGGGGCCACUUGGAGUCCCCUCUGCCCAACCAUCUGCCCCCUUCCCCCUCAGGGCUGCGCUGCCCCCUGGACUUCUAACGGCCGGGGCCUGGGCUCCCUCGUGCUGGAAGUGGGGCCCGGGAAAUGGGGGGCUGUGCCCCUCCCGCACCCCAACCCCCCUGCCCCAGCCCUGACUCCCUGCCCUGAGCCCCUCCCGCACCCCAGCCCUGACCCCCUGCCCUCAGCCCCUCCUGCACCCCAGCCCUGAGCCCCUGCCCUGAGCC